AUGCCGGAUCCGGGCAGGUUGGUGCUGCUGCUGUUGCUCGCGCCGGGCGCUUUGGUGCUCGUUUUGACGCCCGCGUGCCUCCUCGCGCACCCGCAGCCAUGCCAGAUCCUCAAACGCAUCGGGCACACGGUGCGCGUCGGAGCCGUGCACCUUCAGCCUCGCGCCGCCGUGACGCACAGCUCCAUCAGGAAGAAAGAGUUGGAGAUUGGGGAUUGGGAUUGGGACCGAGAAACGGCUCGGGAAGAGCUCGAGGUAGUCAGGAAAAGUCUGAGUGUGAGUGAACCUGGCGCGAGACCUGGCAGGACUAACCAACAAAAAGGCGCGAAAAUUAAGAAACCUGUAGAGAGUGCGUUUCUGCCCAGGGACUCGAUUUUCAUGGCUGCGGAGACUCUGAACCGAUUACCGAACCUGUUACCGUUCAACCUGUCCUUGGAGAUAGUCAUGGCUGUAGAGCUGGGACUCGGAGAGCUGCCGGCUUUCUCCUUCUUCUCCUCUUCACCUCCACCUGUGGGUUCCGACCCCAUGUCGUUCCUGCAGAGUGUGUGCCACACCGUCGUGGUUCAGGGAGUUUCAGCCAUCAUGGCGUUUCCACAAAACAGAGACGAAUUCGUCAAGUUGGAGUUUGUGUCCUCUUCACUGCACAUCCCGGUUAUCAGCGUCGUCCAGAACGAGUUCAGGCGCAAGAGUCGGAACUCGCUCCAUUUCCAGAUGGCCAUGAAGAAUCCCCAGACUCCUCAGGCAGACUUAAUCUACUCUCUUCUUUCCAUUAAUAAUUGGUAUGACGUGAGCCUGUUGAUGUGCCAGGAGCUGAAUAUCUCCCAGUUUGUGUUUUUGCUUCGCAACAAUUCCAAAUUUCACUUGGGUUCCAUAGUCAACAUUUCCAUCAACAGCAGCAGCAAAAGUGACUUUCAGAUGUCCUUGCAGGGUCACAUGACCUCCGUCAAGGACAUAAUGUCCACCAUUGUGACUUUUGGAUGUGAUAUUCGGGACAUAAAGAGGAUCUUUGUAACCAUAGCGAAGCUUGGUUUAGUGCUGCCAGACUACCACUGGAUUAUAGGGGACUCACAGAACGUGGAGGUGUUAAGGACCGAGGGGCUGCCGAUGGGCCUUAUGGCGCACGGGCGAAUGAGGCAGCCAGCUCUGGAUCACUAUGUCCAAGAUUCAUUGGAGUUUAUUGCCAGGGCCGUUGGAUCAGCUGCUACUGUUUCUCCGGAGCUGGCUCUGAUCCCUGGUAUCACAAACUGCAUGAUGAUUGAGGAUAGAAAUCUCACCUCAGGAAAAUAUCUGUCAAGGUUCAUGACCAACACAUCAUUUGAUGGGCUAAGUGGCUACAUUCAUGUUCAGGAUGAGUCUACCAUUAUCUCCGAAAGCCACCACUUUAUUUGGAAUCUGCAGCACGACCCCUUGGGGAACCCUGCAUGGACACGACUUGGCAGCUGGAAGCAGGGUAAAGUGGUACUUGACUAUGGAGUUUGGCCUAGCAAGAAACGUUCACACCCGGGUGGCGAUAGGAGGCAUUCAUCUAGGUUGCACCUGCGAGUAGUGACACUGGUAGAGCACCCAUUUGUAUUCACGCGGGAGGUGGAUGUCGAUGGUCAGUGUCCAGCAGGGCAGCUCUGCCUUGACCCACUCACCAACGAAACAGCGGUUCUUGAUGCCCUCUUUCAUGACUUGCAGUCUGGCAAUAGCUCUGUUCCCACCGAAAUCAAGAAAUGCUGCUAUGGCUACUGUAUUGACCUGCUGGAGAAGCUGGCUGAGGAUGUGGGUUUUAACUUUGACCUCUAUAUUGUGGGAGAUGGAAAGUAUGGUGCCUACAAGAAUGGCCGCUGGACAGGCCUGGUGGGUGACCUGCUGAGUGGUGCAGCGCAGCUGGCCGUUACUUCAUUUAGCAUCAACUCAGCACGAAGUCAGGUUAUCGACUUCACCAGCCCUUUCUUCUCAACCAGCCUGGGUAUCUUGGUAAGGACAAGAGAUACGGCAGCACCCAUUGGCGCCUUUAUGUGGCCCUUACACUGGAGCAUGUGGCUGGGCAUUUUUGCAUCUCUCCAUGUUACUGCUGUGUUCCUUACCCUGUACGAGUGGAAGAGUCCAUUUGGGAUGACACCCAAAGGCCGAAACAGGGAACGUGUCUUUUCCUUCUCUUCAGCACUCAAUGUUUGCUAUGCUAUCUUGUUUGGCAGGACAGCUGCCAUCAAGCCACCCAAGUGCUGGACAGGCCGAUUUCUAAUGAACCUCUGGGCCAUAUUUUGUCUGUUUUGUCUCUCAACAUAUACAGCCAACUUGGCUGCCGUGAUGGUUGGGGAAAAGACAUAUGAGCAGCUUUCAGGUAUACAUGACCCCAAGCUCCAUCAUCCAUCGCAGGGUUUUCGAUUUGGGACUGUACGCGAGAGUAGUGCUGAGGAUUACGUGAAAAAAAGCUUUCCAGAAAUGCAUGAAUACAUGAGGAGAUAUAAUGUUCCUACAACCCCUGAUGGGAUAGACCACCUUAAGAAUGAUCCUCAAAAACUAGAUGCUUUUAUUAUGGACAAAGCCCUCUUAGACUAUGAAGUGUCCAUUGAUGCUGAUUGUAAAACUCUCACAGUGGGGAAACCAUUUGCAAUUGAAGGCUAUGGCAUAGGUCUCAAGCAGAAUUCACCACUCACUUCAAAUAUCUCUGAGCUGGUUAGCCAGUACAAGUCAGAUGGAUUUAUGGACAUGCUGCAUGAUAAGUGGUACAAAGUGGUGCCCUGUGGGAAGAGAAGUUUUGCUGUGACAGAGACUUUACAGAUGGGGAUUAAACAUUUCUCAGGGUUAUUUGUAAUGCUGUGCGUAGGAGUCGCUUUGUCUCUCCUCACCACUAUUGCUGAACACGUUGUUCAUCGUUGGGUGAUACCCAAGAUGCAGAACAAACCGCAUUAUUGGCUUCAUACAAGUCAAAGAUUGCAUCGAGCACUUAACCCGACCUUCAAUGAAGACAAAUUAUCAACUAUUGCAAAACCAGAAAAAAGGUGCAACAUUGGAAGCAACCAGCAAAAUCUAUGGAACAUCUGUGAAAACUCAGUCUGCCCUAAUCACCACCUUUCCAACCAAGAGGAGCAGCAGAACAAUCUGGAGUGUUUACAGUGUAAAGAGCUUCCUCCUCCUCCUCCUCCUUCUCCUUCCCCAUCUCAGCUCAACAGACAGUUUCCUCUGCAGUCGAAUGGGAAAACGGACCUGCUGGGCCUGGCACACAGCCCCAUAGUGCAGGAGCUGACUGACCUGGAGACACACAUACAGAUCAUCAAGCAGCAGCUGCAGCUGGCCAUGAAGAAGAAAAAGGAGCUGGAACAGUACCAGAGAACCAACAUGGAACCCGAGUCCUAGAGCAGGAUCUGUAGCUGUUUUUGGAAUGUCUGUGACUCUGCAAAAAAAAAAAACUUAUCAGUGGAUUAUUUUGCUUCCUAGGUCGAAGCUUUUGAUGUUCUUCUGCACAUAUUUUUAAAAGAGCAUUUUAUUUUUCUCUUUGUUAUUCAGCUUUCUCUUUUUUGAAUGCUCUUCAAAAAGGCAUAUUUCCGGUCUAAACGAUGUGAGAGGAUGGACAAGGCAAUGAGGAGUUUGGAUACAAACGCUUUCUCUGAGCUCUUCAUUAACUGGA
Clarias gariepinus (North African catfish) is the source of this 3613-nucleotide messenger RNA. It is a transcript of the gene grin3a, whose product is annotated as glutamate receptor, ionotropic, N-methyl-D-aspartate 3A. NCBI's taxonomy places the organism in Eukaryota, Metazoa, Chordata, Actinopteri, Siluriformes, Clariidae. Gene Ontology annotation, biological process: ionotropic glutamate receptor signaling pathway; modulation of chemical synaptic transmission; synaptic transmission, glutamatergic. Gene Ontology annotation, cellular component: plasma membrane; postsynaptic membrane. The record is from RefSeq and is a predicted model, not a curated record. Bases 1 to 3342 code for a protein of 1113 amino acids. The transcript is spliced from 9 exons. Gene Ontology annotation, molecular function: NMDA glutamate receptor activity; transmitter-gated monoatomic ion channel activity involved in regulation of postsynaptic membrane potential.